CGGAACUGCGCGUGCGCACAGCCGAGGCGCGCCCCCGGCGGCCGUUGAAAAAUGGCGACGGUCGCCGAGUUGAAGGCCGUUUUAAAGGACACUUUGGAAAAAAGAGGAGUGUUAGGGCAUUUAAAAGCAAGGAUUCGUGCGGAAGUUUUCAGUGCCCUUGAUGAUGAAAGUGAACCUCGGCCAUCGUUGUCUCAUGAAAACUUUCUAAUUAAUGAGCUAAUUCGGGAGUAUUUGGAAUUCAACAAAUACAAGUAUACAGCGUCGGUCCUCAUAGCAGAAGAACACCUGCGGCAGGAGCAGGGGAGGGGCAGCGAUGCUGAAAGCCUGCACACUUCACCCUCGGUACAGAGAUGACACUUGCAACUGGGGCUUCUUUGAUCUUAAACUUGCAUGUAUUAAAUAACUUAUUUAUUCUCCCAAUGGCAUCAGAAUUCAUCACUAGUAUUGUACUCUGUAAAAAUGUGAAGUUUCUGCAAAACCUUUAGCCCCUCAUGUUUUACUGCAUUUGUGAAUAAAAGCUAACUCUGUCGUCUAGUUUACCAGAUUUGACUUGAAAGAAAAUGUGUGGUUUUUAGGACGAUUUUAAAGGUCUCUAAAUCUGUGAGAAACGAAAGGGUUUUUUUGGUACCCUAUAAAUUCUUCUGAAGAAAAAAAUCGAAUCUUUCUGGCCAUAUGCUCUGUUCUGUUUUUGGCUGUGCUUCGCAGCUCGUGGAGUCUUAGUUCCCUGACCAGGGAUUGAACCUGGGCCCUGGCACUGAAAGUGCUCAGUCCUAACUGCUGUACCUCCAGGGAAUUCCCUGUUCUGUUCUUUACCAUGCCACAUUAAUUAAAUUUCUUUCGGGCUGGAAUAAUGUAGAUUUACAGGAAAAUUCAUUCAUUUAAAACACACACACACACACACACACACAUUUAAAAGAACAAUUAAGCCAGAAAAAACUAAUUCCUAUAAAGUUUGAUUGGGGCGGGGGCGGGUGAGAAACCAGCUAUUUUUCAGAUAACUAUUUAUAAUUAGGUUUAAAUAUCUGAAUUGCUAUCUAAAUUUGAACUUUAAAACUUGGUAACAACGUACUUUUUAUUUUCUUAAACAAUUUUGGCUUCUCCUAGAAGAUUUAAUUAAAAGAUGGGGGUGGGGGAUAAUUCUUUUAAUUUUGCUGUAAGUAAAACAAAGAGUUUGUUACUUGAAGAAUGUGGAAUAAGCAUGAAGAGACAGGCUUUAGGAGAAAUACCAGAAAGUACCUUUUAAAAGAUGGCAUUGUUUAACUUCCUUGUGGCCCUCAGUUGUGCAGUUACCAGAUGAGCUAUGAAAGGGACAACCCUCACUUGUAUGGGCUCUGAAAGCCUUCUUAAAUGUCAUGUUUUAUUCCUGGGAUAGAAAAGUAGUAAGAUUUCUUAUAGUGCCAUCUCUAAAACGCUUUGAUAUUUAUUGAUAUUUUUAUAAUGUGGAGUCUUCAGGCUGGCUUCACUGAAGCAACAAAUGAGUAUAGUAGACAGAGCCUGAUUGACACAAGAUACAAGGUAUAUUCAGAUCAAAACUGCAUGGGCACCUAUACACUGACAUUUAGCUUAAACAUUUUCCAUCGGGAAGGUGAUAAGGCAGGACUGUAGCUGGCAAAACUGGCAUUCUUUUCGGGGUGUUGAGUCUGUGCUGCUUUUGGAAACUUUAUUUCUGAAACUUUAUUUCUGGUGCUAGUCAAGUUUUCAGUAUAAGGAGUUCAAUCCUUACAGAUUAACCAAGAAUUUUUAUCUGAAUACUGAAAACUAUGAAAGAAAUCCCCUUAAAUCAUACUUUACAAGUCAGAAGAUUUUUGAGAGGUCCUGUUGGUGGGCUAAAAUUACAUAUACCGAUGUAGAAGUAUUAUAAAGGGCUCAUUUCCAUUUUUUAAAUGAAAUCGAUAGUAUCUGAUUACAGUGAUGAAUUCCACUGUAUUGUAUAGGGGGAUAUAACUAUCUGAAUUCUUCUCAGAGGAUUUGGUUUACACCCAGGAAUGUUGGCAGUGGACACUGUUAACCUCAGGAAUUGCAGGACUAGAUUAAGAAAAAGUGCUGGAGUUUGCCAUUUUGGAUACAAUAUAAAAUUAUCAAAGUAGAAGCUAAACAGAAUUGUCACAUGUAGUCCAUACUGUGUCUGUAUGCAUUAUUCUGUAACUUGUUUGUACCUAGGCAACUUUUAUACUUUCAGUAUACCAUUUAAUAAAAAAAUAAAUAAGCAGCAUG
Molecule: messenger RNA, 2214 nt
Organism: Capra hircus (goat)
Lineage: Eukaryota; Metazoa; Chordata; Mammalia; Artiodactyla; Bovidae
Gene: CEP20
Product: FGFR1OP N-terminal like
Exons: 3
Coding region: 52-354 (100 amino acids)
Biological process (GO): microtubule anchoring; cilium assembly
Cellular component (GO): ciliary basal body; centrosome; motile cilium
Molecular function (GO): protein binding
Source: RefSeq, a predicted model, not a curated record